Messenger RNA from Durio zibethinus, 1130 nucleotides. The record is from RefSeq and is a predicted model, not a curated record. Lineage: Eukaryota; Viridiplantae; Streptophyta; Magnoliopsida; Malvales; Malvaceae.
AGGUUAAGGCCUUCUAGGGUUUACUCAUUUUUUCUUUUCCUCUCUGAUUGUUUCAUAAUUAAUAAAAAUUUAUGUAUCAAACCCCUCUUUUCUAUUCAAGACCUCAACUUUUCUUGCAGAUCGCCACCGAGGGAAUUUUGGAACUUGGGGGGUGUUUUUAAUAGAAAAGGCACAAUCUUUGUGAGCCAUGGGGACUCCUGAAACUUCUCGAGAGCCAUGCCCUGAUCGAAUUCUUGAUGAUAUUGGUGGUGCUUUUGGUAUGGGUGCAGUUGGAGGUGCAGCCUUCCACUUCAUAAAAGGCACGUAUAACUCCCCUAGUGGUGCUCGGUUGAUUGGUGGAACUCAAGCAUUGCGUAUGAAUGCCCCUCGUGUUGGUGGUAGUUUUGCUGUUUGGGGUGGCCUUUUUUCCACCUUUGAUUGCACUAUGGUAUACGUCCGACAGAAAGAAGAUCCUUGGAACUCCAUCAUAGCUGGUGCUGCCACUGGAGGGUUUCUUUCAAUGCGUCAAGGACUUGGUGCUGCUUCCAGAGCAGCAGUGUUUGGUGGGGUUUUGCUUGCUUUGAUUGAAGGAGCUGGGAUCAUGUUGAAUAAAUUUCUCAGUCAGCCACAGAUGCCUAUAAUGAUUGAAGAGCCAGCACCGAAUGUAGCUGGUAUGCCUGGAAUUCCGAUGGGGCAAUUACCAAACCACGCCCCUGCAUCAGUUAAUAGUUUGAGACAGGACUCACCUUCAUCAUCGUCAUCAUCAUCACCUUCCUCAUCAAAUUCUUCCUCGUCAUGGUUUGGAGGACUUUUUGGUGGUGGAAAGAAGCAGGAAUCAACAACAGAUAGUGGAAGUAAGACGGAGGUUUUGGAGAGCUUUGAUGCUCCUCCGGUGCCAUCAUUUCAAUACAAAUAAAGUGGUGGCUAGCCAAUUCGUCCCCGCUAGCAGCAGAGCCUAACUUACUGUCCCUGUAAUCCUGCCCUUUUUCAGCCCUUUUAAGUGUUUGAACUUACUCAGUUUGCAUUUUAUCAUUGCAUGAAUCAAUAGUUAUUUCUUUUAUAUUCUUUCCCCAAUUAAACCUACAUGUCUUUGCGUGCUUUUUCUCUUCGGUCAAAUACUUAAAUAAAACGUGGAACUGUUUAGAUUUGAA